Messenger RNA from Parastagonospora nodorum SN15, 1707 nucleotides. RefSeq lists its product as hypothetical. The coding region runs from base 1 to 1707 and encodes 568 amino acids. Gene Ontology annotation, biological process: protein phosphorylation. Lineage: Eukaryota; Fungi; Ascomycota; Dothideomycetes; Pleosporales; Phaeosphaeriaceae. The transcript has 2 exons. Gene Ontology annotation, molecular function: ATP binding; cyclin-dependent protein serine/threonine kinase activity. The record is from RefSeq and is a predicted model, not a curated record. Gene Ontology annotation, cellular component: nucleus.
AUGGCAAACUCAUCGAAUGCGACCCCGCAGCAGCCCAUGCAGCGUCGCUUUAAGGGAUGUUCAAAGAUUGGCGAGUACGAGAUGAUGCAGAAGCUCGGCGAGGGGACUUUUGGUGAGGUGCACAAAGCGCGACACCGAAUCACGGGCAAUGUCUUCGCGCUCAAGAAGAUUCUGAUGCACAAUGAGAAAGAUGGCUUUCCUAUCACAGCGCUGCGAGAAAUCAAGCUGCUGAAGAUGCUGUCUCACGACAAUGUCCUCAAGCUGGAAGAGAUGGCAGUAGAACGACCAAAGGCUGAGGGUCGGAAACGCGCGAUUCUCUACAUGGUCACCCCCUACAUGGAUCACGAUCUCUCCGGACUUCUCGACAACCCAGACGUCAAGUUUCAAGAAGCGCAGAUCAAAUGCUACAUGCUGCAGCUGUUCAAGGGUCUCCGAUACCUCCACGACAACCACAUCCUCCAUCGAGAUAUGAAGGCAGCCAAUCUGCUUAUCAACAAUCGCGGCCGACUCCAGAUCGCAGAUUUCGGUCUUGCGCGACACUAUGACGAAGCCGUACCGCAGCGAGGCAAGGGUAACGGCGAAGCACGAAGGGAAUACACAACCCUAGUGGUAACCAGGUGGUACCGACCUCCUGAGCUACUGCUUCAGAUGAGGCGAUACACGCCUGCCAUAGAUAUGUGGGGCGCUGGAUGUGUCUUUGGUGAGAUGUUCAAGCGCAAGCCCAUCCUCGCAGGCCAGAGCGACAUCCACCAAGCACAGAUAAUCUUCGAGCUGAUUGGAUCGCCGAACGAUCAGAAUAUGCCUGGCUGGAACGACCUCCCAGGAGCUGAACCUAUCCGUGGGUUUGGAAAUUACCCUGGAAACAUUGCUGGCCGAUUCCGAGAAUUAUCGCCCACCGGCCUGUCACUCAUCAAAGACCUCAUGCGUUUAGACUGGCGCAAGAGGAUCAACGCAAUUGAUGCCAUCGAUCAUCCGUACUUCCGAGAGAAUCCGAAACCGAUGCGCGAGGAAGAUAUCCCACACUUUGCAGACUCGCAUGAGCUCGAUCGCCGGAAUCUCCAGCAGGCGGCACCGUGGGCGGGGGGCCCAAUGGCGAAUGGACUGGAUCAGGACCCCCACCUCAAGCCUGGCAGAAUAAUGGUGACCGAAGAUAUGGGCCACAAGAUCGAGGGCCACCUGGCGGCGAACGCGGUCGAGGUGGAUACGACAGACGGCCACCUGGGUACGACCACAGACCGCCCCCACCACCACCGGGCGAUCGCCGACCAAACUGGGGCAACGGCGCCGAUGCGCGACAGGGCCACCUCCCACCACCACCUGGCGAGGGUCGUCAUCCGUUACCAAACGCACCGCCUCGCUAUGGUGGCGCAGAAGGAGGCGAUCGGCGACGAGGCGGUGCUCCAGCUGGCGAUGUCUACAUCCCAAGCUACGAUGGACCAAGGCGGUCAAGAGAACCAGAUGACAGACAACGACGAGGGUCACGCGACUCUGGGAACUCUAGAGAUGGACCUCCAGCAGACGAACGGAGAGAUCGAGGUGGAGGUGGAGGUUACCGUGACAGGGACCGGGAGCGAGGCGACUCGAGGAAUUUCGGAAGGGAGCGCAGAGAUGCCAAGACACGAUCUAGGAGUCCCGAGCGAAGGGACAGGAACCGUGACAACAGGAACGACGACAUCUAUCGAAGGCGUUAGUUGCUACACCAGAUGA